Molecule: messenger RNA, 1843 nt
Organism: Trichoderma harzianum CBS 226.95
Lineage: Eukaryota; Fungi; Ascomycota; Sordariomycetes; Hypocreales; Hypocreaceae
Exons: 4
Coding region: 423-1664 (413 amino acids)
Source: RefSeq, a predicted model, not a curated record
CACCGAUCGGCAAUUGACGUCAAGUUUCCAGAUGCCAAAGCAACACAAUCAGCAACGGAGCGAACGAGGAUUAAAUUGAGAAUCAUUCGAGUUUUGAACUUUCGAAUUUCUUCCUUCAUUUCCACAGACAUUGAGUUUUUAUUUGCCCUGCACUCAUCAUGAAACGCUCCAGAGCCGCCUAUACAUACGACGUCGGUGACGCCAGAAAACCUCCAGCUAAAAGAGCUGCAACUUCAACCAAGAAGGCUUCUGCUUCUACCAAGAAAGCUGCUACUACUUCUACAAAGAAGGCCUCUGCUUCCAAGGAAACUUCUUCCAGUGAAAUAGCGCAGGCGACAGUAGUAGCAGCGCCGCCCUCAUAAUCUUCGGAUGAUCCCUUUGGAAAACGCUACAAGGUAUCGUUAGGACCGAAUGGAGAGCUUAUGAUCCCGCAAAUCCUGCCGAACGAAUGCCUCAAAGUCAUUGAAAAGCUGCUUCUACCACAUAGAUGGGUGCACACAAUAGAUGCUACGCCAGAUCGUUCGCUCACUCUCUCAUACAGGAGAUGGCGGGAGACGAACGGUCUUUGGCUUGAAUCAAAUAAAAAGGCUCUUGGCUUGAAUGCAAAACAAUGGAAGAUGAGAGAAGAGGCGUUUAAAGAUGAUUCGCCUCUCGAAGGAUAUGAUGCAAAUACCCUAGAAGAAUUCAUCUGUAUGAACCCGCCGGCGGGUGAAAGAGACUCCAAUGACGGAGACGAAGAUGGCGAAGAAGACCAAGACGAAGACGAAGACAAAGAUAAAGAUAACGAAGAUGGUGAAGAGGAUGAAGAUGACGAUGACGAAGUGAGAGGUAGCGGAAACAAAGAGAGCUCUGCGGACAAAAAGGGCAAGAAUAAGGAAGCUGAUACAGAAAGGGAGGCCCUUCGCAAACGCAUGGGAAAGCUUGCUUCUCGACACCCAGAGCAUCUCUGGGUUAUUACUCUGGGUGGCUUUGAGCGGUUUAGAUGGUGGACUCAAGAAAUCUGCAAGCGAAACCAGGACGACUACUCUAUGUACAUCUUCAAUGACUUCAGCUGGUAUGGAACCAUUGAAGUACUGGAGAAUAUGUUUGUGCAGUUCGAAAAGGUUCUCAAGUCCAAGAACCAUGAACCUUUGGACGUGUCGCGAGAGAUUGAAGGACUUGCAUGGCUUCUAAAUAGCGGAAACGCCGAAUUUGAAAUGUGCGACGAUGGCGAACGGUGUCAGCUAAUUUUGGAGCUCUUUGGAUCCAUGAUAAUUGCUGCUAUCGACGAGCUUCAGAAGAAGGGUCUUUUCACUAAAGAUUCCAAAUUUCCCAACAUUCCAAUUAUACUGUCUCUUCUCAUAGAAUAUGCAUGGACGAUGGGCCGCGGCGACUAUGGCUUCGACGAAAAUAUUGAUUGGGUCUUUUACGUUGUUCAACAGGCCGAGGCUGCAGAUAUUACCUUGGGUGGGCCGUCUGGAUUUGAAAAGAUCCUGGAAGUGAUCGAGGCCGAAACUUCAGAACACACGGCCGCAUCGCUUUCCAAGGUCAAAAAGAGCACAUUCAUCAACAAGUUCAAAUCUUACGGCUCACGAGGCGGUGAGCAAUAUGUCAUUGCAAAAAUGCCUGCUGCCCAAAGAAAGAAGUGCUCUCUUGGAAGCGGUGGAGGCGGGAUGUUCUUCUAGAAGUACUGAAAGCAAGCAUGUUUGCCCAAAUGUCCUGUUAGACACGGUUGUACAAUUGUAAACUACCAAGUUGAUACGUCUUAGUUCAAAAUGUUAUGAUGUACAUGAUCCUCAUAGAAAACAAAUCGCACCAAAUAGCAUCAGUCACUUGCCAUAAUCCCAUUGCCAAUGAUGUACAU